Molecule: messenger RNA, 1488 nt
Organism: Colias croceus (clouded yellow)
Lineage: Eukaryota; Metazoa; Arthropoda; Insecta; Lepidoptera; Pieridae
Exons: 5
Coding region: 1-1488 (495 amino acids)
Source: RefSeq, a predicted model, not a curated record
AUGGGGAAGAAAAGGAAACAUGAAAAAACGGACGAAGAAAUUAGACGAAAGAUUAAAAAACUAGAAAAUCGGCUUGCCAAAAGAGCAAAUCAAUCGACAAGCGAUUCGUCCGAAGAGAAUAUGAUAAGCGAACCAUUGGAUGUGCCAUCCCCUGGGUCUUUAUACUGCCAGUCGCCACUGAGGGACCACCAAUUUGAUGAGGCACCUCGACCAUUAUCACCAUGUCCGCCUUUGUCACCUCAAGAAAUCGCGCCACGUCCCGACUCGCCACGACCUGAUGAGGUUGUUGAACCGCAACCGGGAACAUCGGUGGACAAUGAUAAACAAAAUGAAGAGCUGGAGCUGGGUGAAGACGUCCUUCAAUUGUUAGGAGACGCUCCAAAAACCGACACCUCGCUCGGCCCUGCGAUCCAUAAAGAUGUCGCCAGCAGAUGGCAGGACAUCCUUUCCAAAGGACUUCCUAAGGAAAUAAAAGAUAUCCUUUACAAAGAAUAUCUAGUUCCCAAUAAUUGCGAUUUGUUGCUGGCCCCUGCUCUCAACCCGGAGGUAAAGGCUGCACUGCCUGAAGCUUUAAUUAAAAGAGACACGUCGCUCAGCUACAGGCAAAAACAACUUGGGGUUGCACUGUCUGCUCUUGCAACAGUCACCCAAAUGGUCAUAGCGAAUACAGAAUCCAAACGAGAUGCGUUACUGUUCGGUGAGAAUAUCUCGGAAAAACUUAAAGCAGCCAAGUCUAUCCAACAGUCAGCAGCGCCAGGCGGACAACAAACGCCACGACAACCGUUUCGCUCGUGUGCCCAACAUAGCGUCGCGUCCACCUCCGAGCAACAGUGCACGACGACCCCCCGACCGGACGUACCCGCCUUCGAAGACACCAGCUCCGCAGCGGAGGCAAUAAUCGACCAGGUGCGAUAUGCUGGAAGACUCCAGCAUUAUUUUAAUAACUGGCGUAAUAUAACUAAUGAUCAAAUCAUUUUAUCGUGGGUUAAAGGUUAUUCUAUACCUUUUAAGUCUUAUCCGUUUAGAACCGAUAAGCCUAGUGUGUAUCCUAAAACGGAACAAGAACGACAAGAUUUUGAUACGUGUCUGUCGAAAUUAUUAUCUAUAAAUGCCAUAUCGCAUUGUAACCAUGAACCGGGCGAGUUUUUAUCCUCUAUUUUCCUAGUGUCUAAACCAAAUGGUGACAAGAGAUUUAUUCUUAAUUUAAAAUGCCUUAACAAGUUCAUUGAAACUAAACAUUUCAAAAUGGAGGAUUAUCGUACUGCGUCAAAGUUGAUAACUCCAAACUGUUUCAUGGCAACUAUCGAUUUAAAAGAUGCUUAUUUUUUAGUACCAGUAAAUAAAAUGCACAGAAAGUACUUACGGUUUGAGUAUGAUGGAGUCCUUUACGAAUUUAAUUGUUUGCCAUUUGGUUUAUGCACCGCACCGUUCGUGUUUACGAAACUUCUAAAACCUAUAUUUGAAUUUUUAAGAAAAACUCAUCUAUAA